Molecule: messenger RNA, 1653 nt
Organism: Haliotis rufescens (red abalone)
Lineage: Eukaryota; Metazoa; Mollusca; Gastropoda; Lepetellida; Haliotidae
Exons: 8
Coding region: 52-1596 (514 amino acids)
Source: RefSeq, a predicted model, not a curated record
UUUAGAGGUGUUAGGUCCGUCAAACACUUCGGGGAAACAGAUGCAUCCGGGAUGAAGAUGACAUGCAGCUCUUAUAAAUUCACAUCUGGAUUUACUCGCACAUCCGAUGUAAUAGUUGAGUCCUACACGAUGUCACUGAAGCAGGGUGUUGAGGUAUUGGUGACACUACUGCUACUGAAUGCAACUUACCGAUGCAGUGCCUUGAUUAACCUAGCUAGAGGCAAGCCAGCAACAGCGAGCUCUGUUUAUGGGCCACUGCCUGGAGUUGCUGCAGACGGUCUCCCCUACACUGACUGGAAACACGGCAGUUGCUUUGCUGUGAGAGAAGGAGACAAUCAUCCCUGGUGGCAAGUCGAUUUGGAAGCUUAUUCGAGGAUUAUUGACGUUGCUGUGACAAGCAGGAGUGAUUGUUGUCCUGAGAGACUACAUGACUUCACAAUUGAGGUGUUCACCAAGAAUCCUGCCACUGAAAUUGGCACGAGGGCUACAGUGUGCGGAACCUACAAUGGAGCAGUCACAGUGCCAGGACAGACGGUCAAUGUAAAAUGCAUCCGGUCUGUAAAAGGACGAUAUGUCCGACUGAAGGGGAGGAAGAAUGGUUCAGGCGACCUCCUUCAGUUCUGCGAGGUCAAGGUUUUCGGAUCCAUUGUUGAUGGUGUACACAAUGCAGCCAAGUUCAACCUAGCUAGAGGCAAGCCAGCUAUAGCGAGCUCUGUUUAUGGGCCACUGCCUGGAGUUGCUGCAGACGGCCUCCCCUACACUGACUGGAAACACGGCAGUUGCUUUGCUGUAAUAGAAGGAGACAAUCAUCCCUGGUGGCAAGUCGAUUUGGAAGCUUAUUCGAGGAUUAAUGACGUUGCUGUGACAAGCAGGAGUGAUUGUUGUCCUGAGAGACUACAUGACUUCACAAUUGAGGUGUUCACCAAGAAUCCUGCCACUGAAAUUGGCGCGAGGGCUACACUGUGCGGAACCUACAAUGGAGCAGUCACAGUGCCAGGACAGACGGUCAAUGUAAAAUGCAUCUGGUCUGUAAAAGGACGAUAUGUCCGACUGAAGGGGAGGAAGAACGGUUCAGGCGACCUCCUUCAGUUCUGCGAGGUCAAGGUUUUCGGAUCCAUUGUUGAUGGUGUACACAAUGCAGCCAAGUUCAACCUAGCUAGAGGCAAGCCAGCUACAGCGAGCUCUGUUUAUGGGCCACUGCCUGGAGUUGCUGCAGACGGCCUCCCCUACACUGACUGGAAACACGGCAGUUGCUUUGCUGUAAUAGAAGGAGACAAUCAUCCCUGGUGGCAAGUCGAUUUGGAAGCUUAUUCGAGCAUUAUUGACGUUGCUGUGACAAGCAGGAGUGAUUGUUGUCCUGAAAGACUACACGACUUCACAUUGGAGGUGUUCACAAAGAACCCGGCCACUGAACACAGCGCCAAGGCUACACUGUGCGGAACCUACAAUGGUGCUGUCACAGUGCCAGGGAAGACGGUCAACGUAAAAUGUGUCCGACCUGUGAAAGGACGAUAUGUUAGACUGAAGGGGAGGAAGAAUGGUACAGGCGACCUACUACAGUUCUGCGAAGUCAAGGUGUUUGGUUAUGUGUCCUAAGACACUAUGCUGUACGUUUGCAGAAGCCACUGCCGAUAUAAUAAAAGUGUGCUGACA